GAGGGAUACCGAGAAAGACGAGUGCCAAAAAAGAAGAAAAGAGGGAUAGUAAUAGCAGCGAUCGAGCUUCACACAGCGAAGUUCAGCACAAAUCUGCAAGCAAAACACCUCAAUCGCAGAAAUUUAUAGAAUUUCGAGAGAGAAAAAGGAAAGGAAAGAAAAAGUAAGAGAGGGCAAGAGAGAGAAACAGAGCGAGGCUUAACCGGAGGAACUUCAAAGAUUGGAACGCAGUUUAGUGAGGUUCGAUUUCUAUGCAAUUCCUUAACCUCUCUAAGGUCAGGGCUCAAUCAAUGCGUAAACCCUUUCAUUCUCCCCAUUACACCUGCAAGCUUUAGACUUUGCUCCUCAUUGUGCUUCGUUCCAUUGCAAUUCGUGUUUUGUUGUUCUGUCGGGACUUAAUUUUGUCCAACUCACUGAUCUUCUCCCCUCAACUUCAAAUUUCGUUUCUGUAAGUUCAAAGCCUUUUGAGUUCGGUCAACCAAUGAGAGUUUGAAGUGGUGCAGUGAUGUGAUGUUAGCUUCGUGCUGUUCGAGACAAGCAUGGUGUUUUCGGACCCGAGUUUGAUGAUUCAAACAUAGGGUUUUGAUUUACCAUGACAUUCAAUUGAUUAAGUUUGAUUUGCAGAAUUUUGUGCUUGGACUUUGCGAGUUCCGCUGUGGUUUGAUCUCUAGGGUUUUGCUGUCGGGAAGAUUAGAUUUGGCUUUGCAUUGUGUGGUCUAUUGGUGCCUGAAUUUGGGAAUUUUUUUCCUUAAGGGCAACUAUUUUCCGGGUUAGAAUUGGAAUUUCCUAUGGGGCUACUUAAUUAGCAUGACUUGUGCAUCUGGUUAUUCUGCCACGCAGAGCUUGGCGCAAUUUACUUGUAUUCAAUGAUAUGGGGGAGGGGAAGUUUAGAGUUCUGUGGAAACAGAAAUGCAACCCCAACAGAGCUCAAGGAUUGAUUUGAUUUAAUUUACUUGUAUUCAAUUUACUUGUGAAUCUUUAAGCAGUGUAUGAAUCUUUCUAUCGAAAAAUGCAACCCCAACAGAGCUCAAGGAUUGAUUUGGGUGAAAUAAAAGCGCAAAUGGUAAAGAGGAUUGGUGGUGAUAAGUCCAAACGGUACUUCUAUUACCUGAACAAGUUUUUGAGUCAGAAGCUGAGCAAGAAUGAAUUUGAUAAGUUCUGUUAUCGGUUACUUGGGAGGGAGAAUCUUCCAUUGCACAAUCAUUUUAUGAGAUCAAUUUUGAAGAAUGCAUGCCAAGCCAAGACAUCUCCUCCAAUACCUCCAUCUGGUCCCCUGAAGUCUGGAACACUUGCAACAACGAUAUCUCCUGGUAGAGAAGAUGGGCAUGAACACAGUAGUUCCAGCUUCCAAAAUCAAAGUCAAAAUGUAUCCAUUUGGUCAAAUGGGGUUUUUCCAGUGUCCCCGCGUAAGAUGAGGUCCGGGAUACGUGAUCGGAAGAAUAGGGAUAGACCCAGUCCCCUUGGACCAAAUGGGAAGGUUGAUUCCAUUUCACACCAGUCCCUAGGUACAGAAGACAGUGGUAGUAAGGUUGAUAUGGAGAAUGGGAUACUUACUCCUCCAUGUGAUUACCAAAGACCAGUACAGCAACUUCAAGCAGUUGCUGAGUUGCCUGAAAGUGAAAGGCGGGAUGCAGUCGAGCGUUUGGCUGAAAAAGCAAGAGUUCAUGGUAAAGGGCUGCCCGAGUUAUCAGUUGUUGAAGAUGGGGAAGAAGUAGAGCAGUCAACCCACUUAUCUAGACGUCCCUUGCUAGCACCACUUGGAAUUCCGUACCACCCAGCAAGUGAGGGUGGAGCACGCAGAGCCUUGCCUGUGGUUAGCAUGGGUGAUUUUCUUAGUUGUUAUGAUAGUGGCUGGUUGUCUGACACAGAAACACUGAGAAGGCGCAUGGAGCAGAUUACCACAGUACAAGGUCUUGGAGGUGUUUCCAUGGAAUGCGCUAAUAUGUUGAAUAAUAUGCUGGAUGUGUAUUUGAAGCGUCUAAUUAGGUCAUGUGUUGGCUUAGUGGAAGCUAGAUCAGCAAACGAGCCAAGGAAGACCUCUUCCCUGAAACAGCAGAUUCAGGGUAAGGUCAUCAAUGGCCUGUGGCCAAGUAAUAAUUUACAUGUGCAGAGUGCUGGUGGAUCAACAGAACCCAUGCUUGAUCGCAGACCGCCAUGCUUGGUAUCUCCUGUAGAUUUUAAAGUUGCCAUGGAGUUAAAUCCACAGCAACUAGGAGAAGAUUGGCCGUUGCUAUUGGAGAAAAUUUCUAUGCACACGUUCGAGGAAUAACACUUAUAAGAUUUGUCUUUCUAGGCCAAAGUUGGGUCAAUUUCUUCUGGUUCGACAAUGAUAGGUGAUCAUCAGCAUUCUCAUUCGUGUUCUCAUUGCCAGGAUGAACCAGAUGACUGCAAAGUUCUGUCUCUUCCAGGUUAAAAUACUGGGCUUGAGCUCUAUUUUGCCUUGUCUUUGCUAUUUGUAGGGCCUGGAUGGAUCAGAAAUUUAUUUAACUGUAACCAGGGGUACCAACAAAGAGCCCAUAUUGGUUACACUGUUGUAUGUUUAGCAUUGGUGUUGGCUUUUGUUUGCCAUCCCCAGAGAUAUCGAGCUUUUUGUUUACUCUAAAGUUGAUGAGAAGGAAAAGUAAGAAAGUUUUGCAGAGUUACUUUUGUGGCUGGGAUCAGGGAAAUUCUCACAUGUAUAAGAGCUGCAAAGUUGCUGUGUAUGUAUUUUUAGAAUCUAAGGAUUGUUUGAAACUCGAUAUCAAUAACACAUUAACAUAUAUUAAAAUUGCCUCGAUGAUUUGAUUUUUUAUGUUUGAAAUAUAUGAUUGCA
This is a messenger RNA of Prosopis cineraria, 2812 nucleotides long. RefSeq lists its product as uncharacterized. The transcript has a single exon. The coding region runs from base 1010 to 2269 and encodes 419 amino acids. Gene Ontology annotation, biological process: regulation of transcription by RNA polymerase II. Lineage: Eukaryota; Viridiplantae; Streptophyta; Magnoliopsida; Fabales; Fabaceae. Gene Ontology annotation, molecular function: transcription coactivator activity. Gene Ontology annotation, cellular component: SAGA complex. The record is from RefSeq and is a predicted model, not a curated record.